UGGAUGUGUCGUCGGUGCCUUACUACACAACAGCUAACUCUGUAUGUUAAUGUGGACGUGAUUUCACCGCGCAGUGGUUGAAUGGCCAAUAGCUAUAGCCUGGACAACAGUCACAGGAUACAAAAAAGUCCAUAUAGCCCUACUAUUAUUUUAUAUUUUUUGUUAAUUUGUGGGACCACAACACAAUGUUCCAACCGCAGUUAGCCAGCUUCAACGUGAUCAGCGAUUUCCUGAUUCGGGUUUCUCUUUAAGGGGGCUGGGCUCAAUGCUGGGAAUUCACGUCAUUUCGCCCGUUUACACAUCCAAAUCAAUGAGCACGGACGGAGAGAUGUCCGUCUUUUAGUUCUGUCUUCCAGGAAGGAAUUAACCUACGCGUUGCCGAAAUGUAACGAGCACCGACAGGAAAACAAAAGAAGUUUCGCGUGUUUAUGACAAACGUGGUCGUACUAUGGAUACAUAACAAAUCCUUUAACUUCUCGAUUACGCAGCGCUUAAUCCUCGCCAGGCAAAGGUGUCGGGUGUGGAUUGAUUGUCUGGUUUAUUUCAAAGAGGAGAAAGGAAAAAGGAAAGUGCGAGGAAGACAACUAUCUGAACACAGCGAGAAAUGUCCGAAUCCCCGUCAAUCCCAAUAAAGCAGGAGAGGAGCUCCUUCAGUCCUUCCGCGAGCCCCCUGCCAAACUCCACUUCCUCCCCUGUCCAUGCUCCCGCAGCGAGGACAGCCAGCAGAAUGGAGGACGAGCCUGCCAGACUGCCCGCGCACCUGCGCCUUCAGCCAGUGUUCUGGAACAGAGAGGACGUUAGCCAAUGGCUACGCUGGGCCGAGAGGGAGUUUGCCUUGCGGCCAAUCAACAGCGGCUCCUUCCAGAUGAACGGCAAAGCCCUGCUGCUGCUCACCAAGGAGGACUUCCGUUACCGGUCUCCCCACUCCGGGGACGUCCUGUACGAGCUCCUGCAGCACAUCCUGAAACAGAGGAAGCCUCACGUCUCCUACCCCCCCGCCUACUUCCCAGGGAACUCCUUCCACUCACUGACAGAGGGAGCUCUUCAGCAACAGAAACUUGAAGAAACGGUACGACGGGCCCCGCGCGGCACGGAGCCCCUCCCCCAGCACCCGCCCACCAUCGAGCUCCGACACCGGUCCCGCUCGCCGCUGGCCCCCGCCCUCCGACGCUCGCCUCCGGAGCACGCUCACCAGCGCCCCGCCCCCGAGGACCCCCUCCACCCCCUCCAGGCGUCCUCCCAGCUUCCCGACAGCAAUCACCACCUGCCCGAGGACCUCUACCCCCUCUCCGUGUCUCCGGCCGCCCCCAACGGGCGCUGCGCCACCCCCCGCGAAGCCCCCUGCCCGGGCAGCCCCGGCGCCCAGGACGGCCCCCCGCCCCGGGUCAUCCAGCUCAUGCCCAGCGCCAUCAUGCACCCCCUGCUGCUCAGCCCGGGGCGAGGAGGUGGGGCGGGGGACUACCGACAUGGGCGAGGCGGGCCCCCUCCCCAGCUUCCGCAUGAGAACGGGCGGGAGGGGAAAGGUCUUCCGCACCACCAGAUCUCCCUGGUGCACCAGCAGCAGCAGCAUAACCUCGGCCACCAGGAGGAGCUGUUCAGGAACCACCACGUCAUCGUGCCCAUCUCCCCACCGGAGGAGCAGGCCAUGCCCAUUGGACGGAUAGCAGACUGCCGGCUGUUGUGGGACUAUGUCUACCAGCUCCUCUCAGACACACGGUACGAGAACUACAUCCGCUGGGAGGACCCAGAGACCAAAGUCUUCCGUAUCAUGGACCCCAAUGGCCUGGCUCGGCUCUGGGGCAACCACAAGAAUAGGACCAAUAUGACCUAUGAGAAGAUGUCUCGAGCACUGAGGCACUACUACAAACUGAACAUCAUCAGGAAAGAGCCUGGGCAGAGACUGCUCUUCAGGUUCAUGAAAACCCCAGACGAGAUUAUGAGUGGACAAACUGACAGGCUGGAAAACUUGGAGUCUGACACGGACGAUCAAAUCUAUAUCAAAGAAGAAUGCUGAGGGAUUCUGGGUAAAGAAGUCCACCUGAUUAAAACUACUGCAGCCGCUGAUGCCUUCCAGAAGCAGCUCGAACAAUCCUUUUCCAACCAAGAGAGCCUGGAUCUGUCCUCUGUCCUAUACCCAGGGAGGCCCCUUGGGGAUUACCCCUUUCAAGAUUGCCUUUAAGACUUUAUAAGAUUUUAUUCUCCUGCCAAAUGUUUUUUUUUUUUGAGGAGCAAAUAUAUCUUGUCUUUUACAAGACAUUUGAAACACAUUCCUGUUUGCCCUCCCUCCCUUCCAAUAAACAGCCAAUCCAAUCAC
Messenger RNA from Hypomesus transpacificus, 2314 nucleotides. It is a transcript of the gene etv6, whose product is annotated as ETS variant transcription factor 6. Gene Ontology annotation, biological process: regulation of transcription by RNA polymerase II; cell differentiation. Gene Ontology annotation, cellular component: nucleus. The record is from RefSeq and is a predicted model, not a curated record. The coding region runs from base 605 to 2014 and encodes 469 amino acids. Gene Ontology annotation, molecular function: sequence-specific DNA binding; DNA-binding transcription factor activity, RNA polymerase II-specific. Lineage: Eukaryota; Metazoa; Chordata; Actinopteri; Osmeriformes; Osmeridae. The transcript is spliced from 8 exons.